Molecule: messenger RNA, 2220 nt
Organism: Acomys russatus (golden spiny mouse)
Lineage: Eukaryota; Metazoa; Chordata; Mammalia; Rodentia; Muridae
Gene: Fastkd3
Product: FAST kinase domains 3
Exons: 6
Coding region: 1-1983 (660 amino acids)
Biological process (GO): mitochondrial RNA processing; regulation of mitochondrial mRNA stability
Cellular component (GO): ribonucleoprotein granule; mitochondrial matrix
Molecular function (GO): RNA binding
Source: RefSeq, a predicted model, not a curated record
AUGGCGUUAAUCACCCUGCGGAGAAACUUUUGUCAUAUGUCUGAUUUUUGGAUACCUGGAGCUGUGGCUGUUCUGAAAGCUCCCCCUGCCAACCACAUUCAAAAGGUCGUCAGAGAUCAUCUCCGUGUUUGGUUCUGUUCCCUGCAACCUGAGCUUCUGAGGGUCAGAUUCCAUCAUGCCUACUGUAAAAACUUCCACUCAGAAAACGGAAAUGAUCUCCAUCCAGUUGCUGAGCCAUGGCUCUCUCAAGUACAGGACUGGAACCAGCCAGAACAGAGUCUCAAAACCGAGGACGUGGAGAUGCCUUACAGGAGACUAAACAGCUUUACCUCCUCAGAGGAAGUGUUGGGCUUCAUAAAUACACUGGACACUCUGCCGGUCACUCUGGCAGCAGCAGCUUUACUCAGGAUCUGUGAGGUGGGGAAGAGAGAUGUUGAGCAAAGGCUGCCAAAAGGAAUCCUGGAGAACCGCGCCUUCCAAGCUCUGUGCCUUCGGUGUGAGCAGGAGCCCUCACAGAUGACCAGUGCUGCUCUGGUGACAGUUCUACAGUCUCUGUCUCUGUCACCUGUGGAUCCUGAGAGUAGCCUGAUGCUGAGUCUCGUGGCAGAGUGCCAGAGUCGCCUCCGAAGAGGUGGCCUGGAACCCCACCAUCUCUGCAUUCUUGGGGAAAGUCUGCUUAGACUUCGAGGUCCAACUUGUCAGAGUCUGGAACUGAUCAUCUGUCAACUACAGAGGGAAAAUUUGCAAACAUUUCUCCCGGAGGAUAUUGUGGCUAUUUAUAGAAUUCUGCAGGCGUGUCCUGAAAAAGUGGACAAACAUCAGACGUUUUUAAACACAGUGAACAACUUUUCCCUUUCAAUAGUUUCCUACCUGAGUCCUAAAUCCAUUAGCCACGUGCUCACUGCCUUAGUGGCUCUAGACCAGACUCAUGCACUUCCCCUGGUUAUUAAAUUGGGCAAGCACGUGGUGAGAUACAUUCCUCGAUUCACUAAUGAAGAGCUCAGGAAGGUCUUGGAGGCAUUUGUGUAUUUUGGACACAGUGACCGGUUUUUCAUGGAGGCUUUAGAGCAGCAUGUGGCUGCCCUAUGCUUCUCCUUGGACCCUGACGUUGCCAGUACCGUGAUGGAGUACUGCAGCAGAAAACGGAUUCUUUCUAAGCCCAUUCUUGACGCAGUUGCGGAGACUUUUGUGUGCCAGGCAGAAAAGUUUUCACCUAGUCAGAUUUCUGAAUUAAUUGAACCAUUUGGAAAACUCAAUUAUUUGCCAUCAAAUGCCCCUGCUCUGUUUAGGAAGGUAGAAAAUGUGCUGUUUGCUCAUUUACAUAAUUUUCCACCAAAAAUGCUACUGAGGCUUCUUCACUCGUGUUCGCUGAUUGAACGCCAUCCAGUCAAUUUCAUGUCAAAAAUAUUCAGCCCCUUUUUUCUUCAACGGUUGCAAGGGAAACAGUCAUAUUUGGACAGAGUGAGCCUGGCGCAGCUGACCCAGCUGUUUCUCACCUCAGUCCUGGAGUGUCCUUUCUAUAAGGGUCCCAAACUGCUUCCUAAAUACCAAGUGAAGUCAUUCCUCACUCCAUGCUGCUCCCUAGAGACCCCCAUGGACCUCCAUCUCUACAAGUCUGUGGUGAUCGGGCUGAUUGAUCUGCUGGGAUCAAGAUUGUAUUUUGCUUCCAAAGUCUUGACGCCCUACUGUUACACCAUAGAUGUUGAAAUUAAAUUAGAUGAAGAUGGAUUUGUGUUGCCGUUUACAGUGGAUGAGGAUAUCCAUAAAAGGGUGGCCCUGUGUAUCGAUGGGCCACAUCGAUUUUGCUCUGACAGUAAACACUUACUCGGAAAAGAGGCCAUUAAGCAAAGACACCUGCGGUUACUUGGUUACCAGGUUGUUCAGGUACCAUAUCAUGACCUGGAGCUGCUUACAUCACGGCUUGAAUUGGUGGAAUAUUUACAAAGAAAGCUAUUUUCUCAAAACUCCACUGUCCAUUGGUAACAAAGGAAACUGGCUUCAGCAUUGAGAGUGAAAAAGCUUUGAUUUGUAAGAGAAACAGUUUAAGCUAUGAAUUAGCCACUACACAGAAAUAUGUUUACUGACUUGGGAUCUGAAAAGGGUCUGUGGUUUUUCUUAUACCAUGUAUAUGUGCAUUGGUGAUAAAUUUAAAAUGAACUUAAUACUAGUGUCAUAGAUGCCUUCACCACAUCAGAGGAGAUCACUCAAACACAAUAAAGC